CCUCCUCCGAAAUUUCGACAUCCCUCCCUCACGAUCAAACCACCUUCAACUCACCCUCGGCAGGAUAAUAUCUGACCUCAAGCCGCCAAAAUGGGUGCCCUCAAGUAUGUCGAAGAGCUCCAGAAGAAGAAGCAGUCCGACCUGGUCCGCUUCCUUCUGCGCGUGCGCUGCUGGGAAUACCGUCAACUGAACGUUAUCCACCGCGCCUCCCGCCCUUCGCGCCCCGACAAGGCUCGCCGCCUCGGCUACAAGGCCAAGCAGGGCUACGUUAUCUACCGCGUGCGUGUCCGCCGUGGUGGCCGCAAGCGCCCUGCCCCUAAGGGUGCCACCUAUGGCAAGCCCACCAACCAGGGUAUCAACCAGCUCAAGUACCAGCGCUCUCUCAAGGCCACCGCCGAGGAGCGUGUCGGCCGCCGCUGCGCCAACCUGCGCGUCCUCAACUCGUACUGGGUCAACCAGGACUCCACCUACAAGUACUACGAGGUCAUCCUUGUCGACCCCAACCACAAGGCCAUCCGCAUCGACCCCCGCAUCAACUGGAUCGUCAACCCCGUCCACAAGCACCGCGAGGCCCGCGGCCUCACCUCCACCGGCAAGCGCUCCCGCGGCCUCAACAAGGGCCACCGCUACAACAAGACCACCGCCGGCCGCAGAAAGACCUGGAAGAGACACAACACCCUGUCCCUGUGGCGCUACAGGUAAGCGCCUUCCGCUGGGAUGCGGAAGCGCUGACGGCGGCGUUGCUUCCUCUUCUUCCUCCUCUUCUUUUUCGGUAUUCUGCGGCGUGUUAUUCCUCUUAAUUUCCGGAAUAGCCAUGCUUGCAGAAGAAGAGAGGUCAGCACGAUAACAUGAAGAACGGAAA
Trichoderma citrinoviride is the source of this 862-nucleotide messenger RNA. Its product is annotated as 60S ribosomal protein l15. Gene Ontology annotation, biological process: cytoplasmic translation. The record is from RefSeq and is a predicted model, not a curated record. NCBI's taxonomy places the organism in Eukaryota, Fungi, Ascomycota, Sordariomycetes, Hypocreales, Hypocreaceae. The transcript is spliced from 5 exons. Bases 91 to 702 code for a protein of 203 amino acids. Gene Ontology annotation, cellular component: cytosolic large ribosomal subunit; ribosome. Gene Ontology annotation, molecular function: RNA binding; structural constituent of ribosome.